UGCAUUCAGUAUUGAAUUAAACUUGAACAAAUCAACACUCAAAAAAUGGCAAAUAUUUUAAAUGACUCGGAAAUUUUAAAGAUUUUACAAAAUUCUGAAGGCUCUAAAGCUUUUUCGGUUGUUAAUUGGACUUUAACUGAGAAAGGAGGAGCUCUACUGGGAUUUCUCGGAGGAUAUUUCAGUUUAAAAAUUGAAGCUGUCAUCGAUGGCCAACCAGCGACGAAAAUCUAUUUUGUGAAGACCCUUCCAGCAAGUGCCCAACAAAGUGAGUUCAUGGAUGGCAUGAAUCUCUUCCAAAAAGAAGCUGACAUUUAUUCCAAGAUAUUAGCUUCCAUGCCAAAUCAUAAAACAUCAAAAUGGACUCCGAAGCCUUACUACUGUCGCAAAGAUAUUUUAGUUCUGGAAGACUUGACACUCGAAAAUUUCCAAUUAAUGCCGCCACGUCAGCAGUUCACAAAGUCUCACGUUCAGUUGGUGCUGAAAUGUUUGGCAACCUUGCAUGCCAAUAGCUUUUAUUUGGAAAAAAGUGUUUUAAAAAAGCCUUUGAACGAAGUUCAUGAAGAUAUUUUCUUUGAAGUCUCGAUUACUGAAACAAACGAGUGGUUUACUUGUGGUGUCAGAGCAAUUAAGACAAUCGCAAUGAGUCGCACUCGAUUCUCAAAAGACCCGCAACACGUAAAAUGGCUUGAAGAUAAUUUCGAUAACGUUAUCUCGAAAAUUUAUGCCAUGAAAGAUAAUUGCCCGGAGAGAUUUACGAAAAUUUUCUGCCAUCGUGAUAUUUGGCGAAAUAAUUUGAUGUUCAAAUUUGGAAAAAAUGAGAAAAAUGAAGAUGAUUUCCGUAAUCCGCUUGAAUGUGCCUUGAUCGAUUAUCAAAUUGCGACGUACCAACCGCCAGGUGUUGAUGUAGCAAUGACUCUCCUAAUGUUGCAACAACGAAAGGAGAGAGAAAUGGAUUUUGAUGAAAAUCUCAAGUAUUAUUUUGAGCAAUUGACAGAUUCAUUGAAGGUCUUAGGGUUAGAUGUUGCAGAUAUUUUGUCAUUUUCCGAACUUUUGGAGACAUUUGAGCAUUUUAAAGUAAUAGCAGCCACUUUAAAAUGUAUUUUUCUGCAAAUGACUCAUUUGCCUGAAGGAGAAAUUGAGAAAUUUCAUUCAAACGAUGACGAUUACCGGCAAUUUAUAUUGAUCGAUCGUGGAGAUACGCUCGUGAAAUAUAUCGAUACUGAUGAUUUCUUCAAAAGUUGGAUGGUUGAAGCUGUCGAAGAGUUGAUUGAACUGUUAAUGAGUGAUAAAAAUGAUCUUAACAAUGUUUAAAUGUUCGAAUCUGAUCAAAAUUCAAAUAAAUUUACUGGUUAUAAUGGUCAAAAAUAGA
Culicoides brevitarsis is the source of this 1369-nucleotide messenger RNA. RefSeq lists its product as uncharacterized. Lineage: Eukaryota; Metazoa; Arthropoda; Insecta; Diptera; Ceratopogonidae. The record is from RefSeq and is a predicted model, not a curated record. The transcript has 2 exons. The coding region runs from base 46 to 1311 and encodes 421 amino acids.